AUGGCUCAUCCCUUCCGGAGGAAACAUCCCGUGUACUUCGCUGGAGGAUGGUACCUCGCUGGGUACCUCUGCGCGCCUCCCGACCGCCCCCCGGCCCCGUCCCGCACCACCCACACCACUUCUUACUACCCCGACGUCCCUGGCUCGACCAGUAGCUCGAGCGCCCGCACCAGUCUGUCUGGUGUCUCCGCGGUCCAGGAGCCCCGGAGCCCUCCGCCCCCAGCAGACCUGGCUAGUCAAUCCGAAUACGCCAUUGCGCCUUCCGACGGGUUCUAUCCCAGUCCGACCUCGCUCGGCAGUAUGAACCACACACAGCCCUACAUGGACGUGCACCCCCACAUGUCCUCCGCCCAACCCUACGCGUCGCAGGGUGCCACUGCGAGCGCCAUGUCGCAUUACCAAUACCCGCACCAGCCGCCGGUCUUGCAGCCGGCCUCGAGUUAUGCUCCCUCCCCCUACCCACAAUACGGCUACCCCAACGGCGUGACGUCUCCGCCAACCGGGCAUGCGCCGCCCGUGAGUUCCAUGGGUGGACAAAUGGGCGCACAGUUGCUGCCACUCCCUCAAGUGAACAACCAUCCUGCCGCAUCGUCCGGAUACGGAAACAGUACCGGAUCACCAUUGCAGGGCUUUGUCUAUGAUCCGACGGGUCAAAUCGCUCCUCCUGGGGCGAAGCCACGGGUGACCGCCACAUUGUGGGAAGACGAGGGCAGUCUCUGUUAUCAGGUGGAAGCCAAGGGGGUGUGUGUGGCGAGGAGAGAGGAUAACCACAUGAUCAAUGGUACCAAGCUGCUCAAUGUGGCCGGCAUGACUCGUGGUCGUCGUGAUGGCAUUCUCAAGAGCGAGAAGCUGCGCCAUGUGGUCAAGAUCGGCCCGAUGCAUCUGAAGGGUGUUUGGAUCCCAUUUGAGCGUGCACUGGAAUUUGCCAACAAGGAGAAGAUCACCGAUCUUUUGUAUCCGCUCUUUGUGCACAACAUCGGCGGGCUGCUGUACCACCCGGCCAACCAGAACCGGACCAACAUGGUCGUGCAAGAAUCGCAGCAGCGGCGUCUAGAGGGUCCUCCCGCGGGGCCCCAGCGCACCCCAACAGCGCCACAGCCCUCGAGCCUGCACCACCACGCCAUGCAGACGCCCAUGUCCUCACACCUGUCCCAGCCAUCGUCCAUGGGAGGCGGCCCCCGUCCCGGCCUCGACCGAGCCAACACCUUCCCCACCCCCCGGCUACGCUCGAUGCCGACGACGCCAGCCACGACUCCCCCGGGCAGCAACAUGCAGGGCAUGCCACCAUACCAGGGACAAUCCGCAUACGACAACAAGCCAUACUACUCCGCCGCACCGCAGUCUCACUCCCACUAUGCGCCCCAGACGCCUAUGACACAGUCCGGCAUUUCGAGCUAUGGACAAUCCCUCCCCACCAUGAACUACUUGAAGAACGAAAUGGCACCUCCGACAGGUCGGGCGCCCGGUGCUCCCGAGACCGAACCUGCGGAUCUGAAGUCUGACCGCUAUGCCCAAAGCAAUGGUCCCGGCGAUGCGGUCCCUGAGCAUGAACCGGAGUACCUGCAGGACCAGGGCUCCGCCUACAAUGGCCGCGGCUCGUACACCUACACGACCAAUCCGUCCGUUGGCUCCCUGACUGGCGAGCACUCCCAGCUGACCCCCGAGAUGACCGGCUCCCCGCAGCAAAAUGGCUCGGGCCGCAUGACACCGCGCACUAGCGUCAGCGGGCCGCCCCCUGACACCCGCGGCACCCCCGCCAACGGCGCGUCGGACCCGUACUCAAUGGCAUCGACAUCCACGCCCGUGUACUCGACCGCUAUGAACGGGAACCUCGGUUCGGGCAGCAAGCGUAUGCGCGAGGAGGAUGACGUUCUCCGGGGCGACAGCGGCGGCGAGUAUGAGAGCAAGCGCCGCAAGACCCUGACUGACGCGACGCUCGGCGGUCCUGUGGCCCCUCUUCUGCAGCCGAUGAAGACCGGUGGGGUGAUGGCCCGCCGUCGCUAA
Penicillium canariense is the source of this 2004-nucleotide messenger RNA. Its product is annotated as KilA-N domain-containing protein. The transcript is spliced from 7 exons. Gene Ontology annotation, biological process: positive regulation of transcription by RNA polymerase II. Gene Ontology annotation, molecular function: sequence-specific DNA binding; DNA-binding transcription factor activity. Gene Ontology annotation, cellular component: nucleus. The record is from RefSeq and is a predicted model, not a curated record. Bases 1 to 2004 code for a protein of 667 amino acids. NCBI's taxonomy places the organism in Eukaryota, Fungi, Ascomycota, Eurotiomycetes, Eurotiales, Aspergillaceae.